AUGAGUGCCGAAAACCUGUCACCAAUUGGCUACGAGGCGGCCGUGGAAAACUUCGACGCCCUUUUGGAAGCCAUGGGCGGAACUUCGGCUGAGCGAAUGGACUUUGAGUUCACCGAUGCAGAGAGGUUGGAGGGGAUGGUUAACGACUGCACGACGGGGCUGUUCCUCGUUCUGAUGGGGGGUGGUGACAUUGACCUGACAAAGCAUGCCAACAAGCUGGUGAUCUCCGAGCCCCGCACUGACGAGGAAGACUAUGAGUACAUUCACAGCUUUGUCAUCAUCAAGAACGAAGAAGAAGGAGUUCAGUGCUUUCAAAACAACCCUGUGGGGAUGGACAGUGACAAGGAGCUGUUCGCAGUUGAUGAGGAGUUCUGGGCUGGCCUCAGGGGCAUGACAGCCCACAGCCGCGCUGGUGUCGUUCCCAAGACUUUCCAGCGCCUCUUCUGUGGCAGCACCGAGCCAACAGCCCUUCCACCUCAUGAUCGAAUGAUCGUGAAGCCUUUGGCUUUCUGA
This is a messenger RNA of Symbiodinium pilosum, 513 nucleotides long. NCBI's taxonomy places the organism in Eukaryota, Dinophyceae, Suessiales, Symbiodiniaceae. The record is from the annotation of a GenBank genome assembly.